AUGUCAAGCGAAAGCAGCACGAACAACACCAGCUUGGAGUUACCAUGGUCUCCACCAAACGGUGUCUAUGGCAAUUACGACCUUCAUUGUCACUGCGGUGCUGUGCGCUUCCGCAUGAAGCUGUCUCCUCCGCUCUAUACAUCCGAAACUACAAAUGAGCAUCCAGAGCGCUCCAUUUCGGUCAACUGCCAUUGCAGCUACUGCUCCCGGAUCGGCUAUUGGGCACUGUACCCCUUCGCCAAGGACAUCGAAUGGGUGAAGGGCUUGGAGCAUCGACGUGAGUACCGUGCUGGUGCGAAGAAGAACCCAUUCUGGGCUUGUGGGCAGUGUCAUUGUGUUCUGGGAGCGAACCUGAGGAAUUUGAUGCUCAGCUCGGUAUGCCAAACGGGGAAGCGCGAUGUGCUAUCAAUGUAG
Molecule: messenger RNA, 414 nt
Organism: Baudoinia panamericana UAMH 10762
Lineage: Eukaryota; Fungi; Ascomycota; Dothideomycetes; Mycosphaerellales; Teratosphaeriaceae
Exons: 2
Coding region: 1-414 (137 amino acids)
Source: RefSeq, a predicted model, not a curated record